Postia placenta MAD-698-R-SB12 is the source of this 2178-nucleotide messenger RNA. RefSeq lists its product as hypothetical. Gene Ontology annotation, cellular component: fungal-type vacuole membrane; cytoplasm. Bases 1 to 2178 code for a protein of 725 amino acids. The transcript has 11 exons. The record is from RefSeq and is a predicted model, not a curated record. NCBI's taxonomy places the organism in Eukaryota, Fungi, Basidiomycota, Agaricomycetes, Polyporales, Adustoporiaceae. Gene Ontology annotation, biological process: endosomal vesicle fusion; autophagy; vesicle-mediated transport.
AUGCAGCCGUCGCUCUCUCGCGCAAAUGUUCUCAUCCUCGGGUCCAGUUCUGUGCAAGCUCUCGUCCCGUCUACCCUGAUAGCACAAGCGGACGCUCUGCUCGACGCGCACAGACUGGAGGAUGUGGCAGACCUCGCCGACCAGCAGCGCAAGAAGCUCCAAGCCAUGGCCCACGUCGACCAACACGAGACGGAGGAGCUGUGCUAUGUCUACCAGCGGCUCGGCUUCCAGUGUCUCACCGAGACGCUCUUCGACGACGCGGGGAGGCAUCUCUUCGCGGGCGAGCUGGACCCGCGGGUGCUCAUUAGCUACUACCCCGACCUGCGCGGCGCGAUAUUCGGCGACUUCGACACCGUAGACGUGUUCGCCGGAGUCGCAGAGCAUAUGCCGAGGGAGCAGGCGAUAGACGAUAUCAUUGCUGCAAACUUAGUCAGGAACUACUCCCCGCACCUCGCGCCAAACACGCGCACCGCGGCUCCGACGAUCGAGCUGCGCAACAUCCUGAACAUGACCGCGCGGGACAUGCUCGAGGCGUAUCUGCGCAAGUGGCGGCGUAAGGCGAAGCUGGAGGACGCCAGCUGUCUCGGUACGCGGCCGUGCAUACGCUGGCUUCUGGGACUGACGCUGACAUCGAUCGCUCACUCGCUGCAGGCCGUGGACACCGUCCUCGCAAAGCUGUACGCCGCACAUGACAAGAAUAGCGAGCUGCACGAGCUGCUCAGCCAGGAGAACUACAUCGUCCUCACCGAGAUUGAGCCUGUGCUCCAGCAGACCCGCCGGUACAACGCACUGUGCAACCUAUACCAGCAGAGUGGGGACGACGCCAAGCUGCUUGAGUCGUGGGCGAAGCUGGUUAAUGGGGAGUGGACCGCCGGUGAUGUUCCCGACCCAUUAUCAAAAAUGUUUGCGCUGCUCAGCGAGAAGCGAGAUCGGGCGCUGAUCCAGCAAUGGGGGAUUUGGUUGACAAAACGAGACCCAGAUCGUGCGCUGAAGCUGCUCAUGUCUGUCAAUUCGGGCAAACGCACCCCCGAGGACGACCGUUCGCUCCUUCAGCAGCUUCACGAUGCAGAUGCCUCGGCCGGGCAGCGGUAUCUCGAAUACCUCGUGCUCCAAAAGCGCAGCCUCGACCCAGAGCUUCACAUGCAGCUCGCGAUGUCAUGUGUCAAACAGCUUCUCAACUGUCUUUUGAACGAGUCUACCGUUAAACUCUGGCGAGCGAAAGCAUCAUCGUACUCGUCGAGCAGAAACGACUCGUCAUUCCUGUCCUAUUUCGCCUCCACUACACCGGACUCGGUGCAGACGCGAAUGCGGCUCCAAACGGUCCUGUUCCUCCAGGGCUCUCCUUUAUAUAACCCGCAAGCCAUCCGCGACCGCCUUGUUGAGCACCAGAAGAUCCUACGAUUGGAGCUAGCUAUCUUGGAUGGCAAGCUCGGCGAACAUCGCGCUGCAUUGACGUCCCUUGUGCACGACCUCAAAGAUACCACUUCAGCUGAGAUAUACUGCACUCUUGGCGGCGAGGUUGUGCCAGCCAAGACAGCACAGUCGCUGGGUGAGCGAUUCAGUCUCCAGGCAUGGGCAUCGUUGCUGGUCCCGACGAUAUCGGGCAAACAAAGACCUGGCGCUGUACCGAUGAGCAGGCCUGUGACUGUCGACAGUGACCUCAAGAAGAGCCUUAUACGGAUACUGCUUGAGGUGUACCUCAGCGAAGGCGAGGCUGCCGCGGAGCGUACUGCACGAUUCCUCAAUGCACAGGCCAUGAACCUGGAUGUCCUGGACGUGGCGUCUCUCAUUCCACCAGAUUGGCCACUGCGCAUAUUAUCGACGUUUGUGGCCCGUUCUCUCCGUCGGACGCUGCACGCAAGACAUGAGGGCCAGAUCGUCAAAGCGUUGUCUGCCGCAGAGAACUUAGUUGUUGCCGAGCGGACAUGGCUUGUCCAGCGCGAAGAAGGGGCCAUCAUCGAGGAAGCCGCGGACGAUGAUGAGGCUGACGAAGGCCUUGCGGACGAGAAGCUGGACGAAAAGGGCGUGCCCAUGUCCUUCGACGAGAAGGCUUCUUUGCGCGCGACAGGCCUCGUCAAUGGCACGCAUGGCGAAGACGAAGCUGUGGAGAUCGACCCAACGCAUAAAGAGACGAACCUUCGGACAAAUCUAGAUACAGGCACGGAGACCGGUACAUAG